AAGCUAUCUAUAUCAAGAAUUCAACAUUAAGAGCUCAAAGUCUCUGUCUUGAAUUAAGGUAGGAUCAAUUUCACUCCUUGCAUCACAUUCUUUAACGAUUAUCUGAAAAAUACGUAAAAUAUAUAACUAAAUAAAUAUAAAUAAAUUCGCUCCAAUAAAUUUUCUUUUUAUUAGAUUACCUCUCAUAAUUUAUGUGAUUUUAAAAGUUUCCUUCCAUAAUUUUUUUUAAUAUUGUAGACUUAAAGGUUAAAUAUUUCAUCUGUCUCAAUUUAUAUGUCAUUUUUUUAAUUUUUGAGAGCCGAAUAAUUUAAAUUUGACCAUAAAUUUAGAUACGAAAUUUUUAAUUUUUUGAUAUAAAAUUUAUUUAUUUAAAAACUACCUAAAAGUGCUAUAAGUUAAAAUUAUUGUUAAUUCAAAAUAUUUAAAUUUAUAUAUAAAUUUGUUUGAAUUUGAAAGAAAAAAAAAAUUAGGCUUCUAGAUCCUUCUAAACAAUUCCAGUAUUUAGACCCCUCUAGAACCACUCUCUUCUUCCUAUUUAUCCACUGGUCCAUCACGUACUCGUCACGUGUUCACAUUGCCGCCGUAUUCCUCCGCAUUGCCGCCGUACUCAGUCGCAUCGCCGCCGUAGAAUGGCCCGUUUAGGAGAAGGAGACAAACGCUGGAUCGUCGAAGACCGACCCGACGGCACUAACGUUCACAAUUGGCACUGGGCAGAAACCGAUUGUAUCGAAUGGUCUCGCAGUUUUCUCACUAAUCUUUUAGCCGAUAAAAUAGUCAUUGAUGGAGAAGGUAACAUCAAAAUCCGUACGAAGAAGCUCGAAAAACUUGAAGGUGAAGCGUAUGUGAAUAUUCGAAAAGGGAAGAUUAUUCCGGGAUAUGAGCUGAAUUUGGUACUCUCUUGGGAAGGUGAAGUGAAAGGAGACGAAGACGGUACUAGCGUGAUGAAAGUUGAAGGGAAUGUUGAAUUUCCUUAUAUUGCUGAUGAGAAUGCUGAUGAAGAUCCGGAAGUUAAGGUUACCGUAAAGGAUGAAGGACCUAUUGGGAAGAGAUUGAAGGAUGCUUUUGUUGCAAAAGGAAAGCCAUUUGUUUUGGAGCAAGUGAAAUCAUAUGUUAAUGCUAUGGCGAAAGGUGGACCUGCGAAAGAAGAAGGUGAGGUGAAAAAAGUAGUUAAGAAACCUUCCGGCACCGGAAAUGUUGCCGUUGCAGCUCCAGUAACGACGGCGGUUGUGGAUGAGAAGGCGAAGGUUGUGGAGAAAAAGGAGAAGAAGAAGGAAGGGUUUAAGACGAUUACGAUGACGGAGAAGUUUAGUUGUAGGGCAAAGGAUUUGUUUGAAAUAUUGAUGGAUGAGAAUAGGUGGAAGGGUUUUACUCAGAGUAAUGCAAGGAUAAGUAAAGAAGUGGGAGGAGAGUUUACUAUAUUUGAUGGUUCAGUUACUGGAACUAAUGUGGAGUUGCAAGAAGGAAAAUUGAUUGUGCAAAAAUGGCGAUUUGGUAGCUGGCCUGAUGGUUUACAGUCCACGGUCCGGAUUGUUUUUGAGGAGCCUCAAUCUGGAGUUACAGUUGUCAAGCUGACACAUACAGAUGUACCAGAGGAAGACAGAUAUGGAAAUGCUACUGUUGUGGAGAACACAGAGAGAGGAUGGCGGGACCUUAUCUUCCACAGAAUCCGAGCAGUUUUUGGUUUCGGAAUCUGAAUUAUCCUUGUGAAAUUUUACUAUUGAUGCUUCUCUUUAAGUUAUAAACUACAUACUGUAUGAGUCCAUUCGACUUGGCUCUUACUGGGUUGACUGUCAGUUUUUUCGCGCUUAAUUAACUGAAUUUGUCUCCAAUUGAACUUGUUCAGUUCGACUUGAAUGAAACUUAAUUCUUGUUUGUUUGGAUCAAGUAAAACCUUUUUCGCCUCA
This is a messenger RNA of Capsicum annuum, 1904 nucleotides long. Its product is annotated as activator of 90 kDa heat shock protein ATPase homolog. The transcript is spliced from 4 exons. Gene Ontology annotation, cellular component: cytosol. Bases 630 to 1694 code for a protein of 354 amino acids. NCBI's taxonomy places the organism in Eukaryota, Viridiplantae, Streptophyta, Magnoliopsida, Solanales, Solanaceae. Gene Ontology annotation, molecular function: protein-folding chaperone binding; ATPase activator activity. The record is from RefSeq and is a predicted model, not a curated record. Gene Ontology annotation, biological process: positive regulation of ATP-dependent activity; protein folding.